CUCAUCGUGCAAGGGAUACUGGGAAGCGGAAGGAGCAACCCUUCAGCUCGACAGAAACUUUUCAGUUUUGGUCCAAAAAUCUCAUCAAAAAUCGCUAUUUGCUACCCUCGUACUUAUCAAAAAGCCCUAAAAAAGCAUGUCUAAGGCUAAAGAAUCAACUAAAUUCCGUAAAGUCGACGUUGACGCUCUUGAAAACCAGUUUGACGAUGAACAAGGCGAAGAUGUUUCUUCUGGUGGACCAGACGAAGGGGAGGUGAACUCUCUUCUUGCUUCUAAGAAAAAUUGUGAUGCUUUAAAACUUGUAUUAGCAAAUCCUCCUCUACAGACCAAGAAUCAAGCUGCCAAGGACAAAGCCUUCCAGUUAGUUAUGAGAGUUCUUUCGGCAACAAAAGCCAACGAGAUAGAUCAAGCAAUCAAGGGUUUGGAUACCAAAGGCAUCGACAUCCUCAUGAAAUAUCUUUAUCGGGGAUUUUCAGAGCCAAGUGACAACAACUGCGGUAUCCUUCUAACUUGGCAUGAAAAGGCUCUCGCAGCUGGGGGACUAGGAAGUAUCGUAAGAGUUCUUGCUGAUAGAAAAACAGUGUAAAUAACCCACUUAAGAAAUUAUCCUAAAACUUGUAAAAUCCCAAAGCAAUUUUGAUACAUGCCUCUCAGAAUAUAGAAUAUAUUUCUUAAAAAUAAAUCGCUAAUUUUAGAUAUGAUUUGACCAUAAUUAUCAAGUUUAAAUUUCCAAAGCUGUAAUGCAUUGAAUGGUCCCUGUUGAAAGUUGCUUCUAAAGAGUGAAAGCCGAAUUUUGUCGAGAAAUUUUCAUAUUUUGGUGAAAAAGUGUGAUGUGGUAUGCAUUGGUCAUGUUAUUACUACCAGUACCUCGAGCAUUAAUUGGAUGUUGUGAAGUCAUCUUAAUGUCUUGCUGUAAUUUUAGAAACCUCUUGUGAAAUCUGCAUUAACUUGACACACUAAAAGCACUUGUUCAACAUCCAUCCUUUCAACAGGACCCUUAUUUUUUAGAAAUGGUUCUAAAAACCUUUCCUAAACUCACCCGAAUACUAAUGGAUGUUUUACGUGCAAAUGAGCUUGAGAGUAAAAUGAUAUGCUAAUGAGACAUACUUGUGUAUGGACAUGAAGCGUAUCUUUACUGCGACAAAGGACUAGCGUCCAAAACCUCAGUAUUUUCAUCUUUUCACGGUGUAUAAUUUACCUUUUUAUCAUUACUGUUUCAUUAGAAACACCAAUGCAGCUCACACUAGUUUUUAGCUAGUUAUCUCUUCUUAUGCUUCAGGAUGCUUUUGUGAAUAAGUUAAAUAAAGGGAAAACUACAUUUACACAGGCAAAAUUAUUACAUUAACUCAAAUAACGAAAAACUUUACAAAAACAUUCAGUGGGAACAUUAAUUCUUCAUUUCCAUUUUACAGUCCCUUUGGCCAUUGAUGUUAGUCAGUAAAUUGUUGACAUGUUUGAGUGUAUCCAUGUCGCUUUGCUGCAGAUUUCUUUAUGCACUUCGUGAGCUAUUUCUCUGUAUCUUUUACUUUUUGCUUCUCAGUUUCGCCUCUAUAAACUGUCUUUUAACUUGGAUUUUAACUUGUAAAUUAAAUAUAUUAACCGUU
Molecule: messenger RNA, 1604 nt
Organism: Actinia tenebrosa (Australian red waratah sea anemone)
Lineage: Eukaryota; Metazoa; Cnidaria; Anthozoa; Actiniaria; Actiniidae
Product: actin-related protein 2/3 complex subunit 5-C
Biological process (GO): Arp2/3 complex-mediated actin nucleation; regulation of actin filament polymerization
Cellular component (GO): Arp2/3 protein complex; actin cytoskeleton
Source: RefSeq, a predicted model, not a curated record